AUGGCUGCUGCAUUUGAUGACGAGGACCUCUCGGUCUCUCUUCCUCCUGUCGACCGCGACCGCCAUCGUGAGCGUUCCAACGGCUCCAACAACUCCCCCAAUCCGAACCAGUCCGCCAUGGCCAUGCCCCCGCCCUCGCGCCCGAUCGGAAAGGGUGCUGACCCUUCGAGACAGUCACCGGCCACAAUGAGGGAUAUGCAGCGGUUGGAUCAGUAUCAUACAGUCAAGGUGCUAGGCGAGGGAUCUUUUGGGAAGGUCAAGCUGGCCAUUCACCAACCCAGUGGCCGACAAGUCGCCUUGAAAAUCAUCUCCCGCCGCAAGCUGCUCUCCCGGGACAUGAUCGGUCGAGUCGAGCGGGAGAUCCAAUACCUACAGCUACUACGACACCCUCAUAUCAUUAAACUGUACACCGUCAUUUCAACCAAAACCGAUAUCAUUAUGGUACUGGAAUAUGCAGAGCGAGAAUUGUUCGAUUACUUGGUGAAGCGAGGCCGGUGCAACGAUGCCGAAGCUCGCAAGUUCUUCCAACAGAUCAUAUGUGCAGUGGAAUACUGUCAUCGUCAUAAAAUUGUUCAUCGUGAUCUGAAGCCGGAAAACCUGCUCAUUGACCGAGACAAGAAUGUCAAGAUUGCGGAUUUUGGCCUGAGUAAUAUCAUGACGGACGGCAAUUUUCUCAAGACCAGCUGUGGAAGCCCCAACUAUGCAGCCCCCGAAGUCAUCUCGGGUAAGCUGUACGCUGGUCAGGAGGUUGACGUAUGGAGCUGCGGAGUCAUUCUUUACGUGCUGCUGGUAGGACGACUUCCAUUUGAUGACGAUUACAUCCCGGCUCUUUUCAAGAAAAUCGCCGCUGGCAACUUCCACAUGCCCACUUACAUAUCUUCCGGAGCUGCUCGCCUCAUCCGGUCAAUGCUCCAGGUGCACCCAGUGCACCGGAUCACCAUCGAGGAAAUCCGCAAGGAUCCUUGGUUCCUCCAAGAUUUGCCCAAAUACCUGCAUCCGCCUUCAGAGGAGUUUAUUGCCACGGGAGUUGACCCGCACAAAGCGAUCGAUCCCCGGAAGAUUGCGUUGGGAAAGCCACAGGCCAUCCAGAACAAGAUCAGCCAGGUAGCAAUCUCCAAGUUGGAGAGGAGCAUGGGAUAUGGACGUGAUGAUAUUGAAGAUGCGCUCAAACAUCCCGAGCCGAGUGCCAUCAAGGACGCUUUCUUCAUCAUUGUGGAGAAUGAAAUGAUGCAAACAAACUCGCCUACGGAUGACAAUAUGUUGAACCCUCCAGUUGUACCUUCCCCGCCACCAACAAACCGUGCUGUUCCCUCGACGGGAUCUGGACGACCAGCGACGUCUCAGGCGCAGGCAGCGCAGUCACUUCCAUCACGCACACGGUCCGGUUCCCGCCGACAACCUGUUCCCAUGUCCUUACCGGCCGAUUCGGACGAAUUAGAGGCGCCACGAGUGAGCCACGUCAGAAUUUUGCCGACUAGCUUACCUUAUGUUCAUGAUCAACUCAUGGAACAAAGGGAGCGAGAACGGGAGCGUGAACGUGAGCGGGCGAGAGAGGACCGACAAGAGCAAUUACAGGCCGGUCUGGACGAUGACGACCCCCGCCGGACUGCUCGGUCGCCGGAAGAACAGGAAGCAACAGCAAGAGCCUUGAAGCCGCAUUCCCGCAGUAUUGUUGAUCUGGAUAAGCUUCGGCUUGAGCCGCCAGAAAGCCGCAGCGCCCCGCAUCAACCUAGAAAGUCUCGACGAUGGCAGUUCGGCAUUCGCUCUCGCAACCAACCAUAUGAGGCUAUCCUCUAUCUGUACAAAGCAAUUGCGGCACAGGGGGGAAUUUGGGAGAUGCAACCCGCGGACACAGAUGGUGCCGCGGACGACGAUCUCGCCAACCGACCCUUGCAAACCAAGUAUCCAGAUUUGCCCUCUGACCAUUAUGUUCCCAAGGACUUGUGGUUCAUCCGAGCGCGUCUACUAAAGGAAGGUGUCAGAGCACCCGGUACGUCAUCCAGCAUGCAUAGCAGCCGCAGCGAUCUCGAAGAGCUGCGGCGCCGGUUCAAUCUGUCAGGAACCGCGAUUUCAGAGGACAAGCCCACCGCAGCAGAGUCAACAGUCACAUCAGGUGCUUCAUCAGCCACACGGGAAGCUACCAUCUCUCGCAUCUCGUACGGAGUUUGGGUCUUUGUAGACAUUCAGCUCUACCAACUGGAAGAGAACAACUACAUGGUCGAUUUCAAAUGCGACGGUUAUCAGAACGUGAUCCGCGCAGAAGGUGACACUGAUUGGCACCCAAUCAGCAAACGCUUCCGCAACAAGGACAAGGAGGUGACGAGUCCUUAUCCGUUCCUGGACGUGGCAUCCGACCUCGUGGCACAGUUGGCCGUGGCAAGCUGA
This is a messenger RNA of Aspergillus calidoustus, 2385 nucleotides long. The record is from the annotation of a GenBank genome assembly. NCBI's taxonomy places the organism in Eukaryota, Fungi, Ascomycota, Eurotiomycetes, Eurotiales, Aspergillaceae.